UCCCCUCUUAUCUUCGGCUCACAGCUCCGUCCUGGUGCAGAACACCUCCAGGGUGUUUGCAGGACGGGCUGCAGCAGGGGGAACUUCCUUUGUUGAGUCAUGAAGCGGUGACGCAUGGGAACAGGCUGGAAGCUGAUUGACUGAUGACGAAGGAACAGAAAGCCAAGAAGGUCCUUUAAGUCUCCUGAAGAUCUUUAAGCAGAACAAGUCCAGCCAAUGAAAACGUCCUGCACGUUUGGAGACAAAAGGAGAACAUCGAGGAGUGAAGUUUUCAGCUCCGGCAUCCCUCGAAACAGACCAGAGAGGCCCGGCGGAUACUGAUGUCAGAAUGACCGGAGCGAUGGCAGUCACCAAAGAGGAGAAGCUCGAGGGAGGCAGAAGGGAGUCGGAGGUCACCACCGCGCCGGAAGGAGGCUGGGGUUGGAUGGUCGUUGCUGGAUGCUUCCUCGCCACCAUCUGCAUCCGGGCAGUGACCAGAUGUGUUUCCAUGUUCUUUGUGGAGUUCCAGCUGCACUUUGAGAAAGAUUACUCCACCACCGCCUGGAUCCACAGUUUGAUCGACUCCACCACCAUGCUCUGUGCUCCUCUGGGUGGUUUCCUUGGGAACUACCUCUCCUGCAGAGCUACAGUGAUGCUGGGAGGUCUGCUGUCUUCUGCUGGUCUGGUCCUCAGUUCCUUCGCUUCCAGCCUGGAACAUCUUUACAUCAGCCUGGGCAUCCUGACAGGUCUUGGCUUUGCUCUCAGCUACACACCAGCCAUAGCGAUGGUUGGGAAGUACUUCAUUGAGAGGAAAGCUCUGGCCUAUGGGAUCGCCCUGUCUGGUAGUGGCAUCGGGACCUUCAUCCUGGCUCCUGCUGUCCAAAUGCUUAUUGAGCAUUACUCCUGGAGAGGAGCUCUGCUCGUCCUGGGAGGAUUUGUUUCCAACCUGUGUGUCUGCGGUGCUCUGAUGAGACCGUUGAAACCAAGAAGAAGUGAAAGGAUAUGGGAGAACAAUAUGGCAACCCUGGAGAAAGACUGCAUGACAACAACACUGGAUUGCAAAGACACUGACCAAGUAUCUGCCGACUGCACACAGGUGGAGCCGAAGCAGCUGGAAAUAAGCCACCUCAAGGAAACUCAAGGGCUACUCAUCGCCAAUGGAGCGCUCAAAAACUUUGGACUUGAGAAUGACAAACUAAGUCAGGGGAACAUAGCGCUGCUAUCAAGCCCAAGCCUGCCUCAUUCAGAUGGGAAAAUAGCUAAAUGCAUUUUAUUCAGUAACAAGCUCACGAUGCUAGGGGAGAUCAAACUAUCAGAUGCUAAACAAGAAAACUGUAGCACAAUCGACGACAUGAAAUUAGUAAAAAGCAUGAACGUGAACAACAAGGCAGCUGAUAUGGAAGCUAAAGUAAAAGAUUCAGGAAUCCCCGAAGCCAAAAUAACAGAUCCGUAUCACUUAGAUAAAACCGCGAGCACUCCUCCAGAGCCUUUAGUGAGCACAGAAACAGAAACUUUGUCCAGAGGUCAGUGUUCUUGUCUCAAGUCCAAGAAGGAGUUUGGAUUUCUCAUGUUACCUGAAUUCCUGACUCUGUCCGUGUCCCUCCUGUUUAUGGCAUAUGGCUGCAGCGCUCCAGUAGUUUACCUGGUUCCUUACGCCCUAAGUGUAGGUGUAGGGUACAAGGAGGCUGCCUUCCUCAUGUCCAUAUUUGGAAUUAGUGGCAUUGUCGGUAACAUCACCUUUGGAUGGAUCACGGACAGGAAGUGUCUGAAGAGGUAUCGCAUGCUGUGCUACCUGGCGGCCAUAGCAAUGGAGGGUCUCUGCUGUAUGUUCAUCCCCGUUCUUCACUCCUUCUCCCUCCUGCUCUCGUUUUCCAUACUCUACGGAUACUUUGACGGUGCAUACGUGGCACUCAUUCCAGUGGUGACCUCUGAUGUCGUGGGUCCAACCCACCUGACCUCCGCUCUGGGUGUGGUCUACUUCCUACAUGCCAUCCCUUACCUGAUCAGCCCACCGAUAGGAGGUUGGUUAGUCGACAUGACCGGAAACUACGAAGCAACAUUCUUCCUCAGCGGGGCGUCCUUCAUGUUCAGCUCUGUGGUGCUAGCAGCUUCCAUGUUAGUCAGAUGCUGUCGGAGAUCCAAGUCUAACUCGGCUGCACAUUUAAGUUCCAGUCACAUCACUGAUGCUGCAGCUCAGCAGGGCAUCAUAUGACAAUGUCAGUCAUCUGUCACCUCAGCACUGCUGGUAGGUUUACAAAGAGUAUAGUAAAGGUGCUAUUUUGAUGUGGUUCAUAUCCUGCUGAUGUAUUUUUGACAUAAGACCCCAAGAUCAGCCUCAACAAGAGUCGAACCCAGAAGAACCUUUUUUUUUUUUUUUUUUUUUUUUAGAAACAAUGUUGUCAUAAUUAAUUGUAAAUAAUUGCUCUGUGUAGCACAAUUAAAACCAAAUAAUGAUUUUGUACUUUCUACUCAAGCACGCACAUUGUAUUUACCUUUUAAAAAAUAGCAACAAUUUUUUUUUCUCGUCUUUUUUUCAGCGCUGCUUAUAUAAUUUCUGUUCCCCAUUGUAUUUGUGUCAAACCUGAAGAAGCAGAAAAAUGUGAUUUAUUUGCCCCUAUCAACAUUCAUGCAUUCUGCACACUUCCAAUCACUUUUACAUUGUGCCUAUUAAGCUUAUUGUAUUCAGUGGUGAUGCCGGGCACUACCUAUAGCUGUAGUUGUAACAGUAUGAAACUCGUCUUUUAGUCUGCACCACUGGAGCUGGUCUCUAAAUAAUCAGUAAUAUAAUAAUCAAUAUUGUGAUGCUUAGAAUGACUUAUAUCUGUGAUAUGUCUUAUAUCUCUUUGCAUUAAUAUUGUUAUCUACUGAUUUUAUAUAUAUUCAGAUAUUUCAAGCCAAGACAGCGUACCUAUGUCAGGACAGCAAAAAAACGAAACCCAUCAUAGAGUUUUAUACUGUAUGUGUGAGUGAAAAGUCUAGUAGAAAAUACCACAAAAAAGAGUUUACAGGUCAGCGGCAGUUGUCUGCAGUUCCCGCCUCACCUGUGGUGCUGGACAGAAUUUAAAAAGUCUGUAUUGAUGCUCAUAUUUAGCCAUUUCUGCUUAACCUGUAAUGCAAUUUGAUGUGUUUUGUACUAGAUCAGAAUAUUUUUGGAUAAAAAAAAAAAAAGGUUCCAGUGACUUAUGUGUUAUGUGCCUUUGAUCACAACAUCACAAAACAUCACAAUGAAGUGCAUGACACUUGACAGGACAAUAAAUGUGACAGCUGUA
This is a messenger RNA of Larimichthys crocea (large yellow croaker), 3248 nucleotides long. RefSeq names its product monocarboxylate transporter 12-B. The record is from RefSeq and is a predicted model, not a curated record. Gene Ontology annotation, molecular function: transmembrane transporter activity. Gene Ontology annotation, biological process: creatine transmembrane transport. Lineage: Eukaryota; Metazoa; Chordata; Actinopteri; Sciaenidae. The transcript is spliced from 9 exons. Bases 329 to 2191 code for a protein of 620 amino acids.